CAAUGCCUGUUUCGCUCUCUCUGUUCCUUUUGAUUCUCUCGAACGAAAGAGAUGGAGCACAUAGCGGCGGCGCAGGAUCGACUCGUGACGGAGAGAAUCCGAAGGAAGCUCGAAGAAGUCAACUUCGAGGCUCAGAACCAGCUUGCACCCAUCCAAGACCACGUCAAUUUCAAUCUCCAGCAAGCUUACUUCAAAUGCGCGUAUGAGUGCUUUGAUCGGAGGCGGCGGCAGGAGGAGAUCAACAACUGCGUGGAGCACUGCAGCGUCCCUGCGCUUCAAGCUAACAAUUUGGUAGAGACGGAAAUGGCCAUGUUCCAAGAGCGCAUGAAUCGGUCACUGAUGGUGUGCCAAGACAAGUUCGAGGCUGCGAAAUCCAGCGGAUCAAGACAGAUGCCUUUGAAUGACUUAGAAUCCUGUGUAGACCAGGCCAUUGAAGACAACAAACGAGUCCUCCCCCUCAUCGCUAGUCGAUUGAAGGCCUCCUUUGUCCAUCAACUGAUUCAGCAUCACCUCACAAAAAUUUAGCCAAUUUCAUUCCAGAGGAACCAGAUUCUUUCAGCGGUUUAAUUUUAAUUUUACGUUACAAGUGUUACUGAAUUCUUGCAAUUCAUUUAUCUUAUUUUACUGAAAGUAUUAGUUA
Molecule: messenger RNA, 640 nt
Organism: Dioscorea cayenensis subsp. rotundata (Guinea yam)
Lineage: Eukaryota; Viridiplantae; Streptophyta; Magnoliopsida; Dioscoreales; Dioscoreaceae
Product: protein FAM136A-like
Cellular component (GO): cytoplasm
Source: RefSeq, a predicted model, not a curated record